Messenger RNA from Cyphellophora europaea CBS 101466, 1368 nucleotides. RefSeq lists its product as uncharacterized. Gene Ontology annotation, biological process: signal transduction; peptidyl-serine phosphorylation; endocytosis. The record is from RefSeq and is a predicted model, not a curated record. The transcript is spliced from 4 exons. Gene Ontology annotation, molecular function: ATP binding; protein serine/threonine kinase activity. The coding region runs from base 1 to 1368 and encodes 455 amino acids. Lineage: Eukaryota; Fungi; Ascomycota; Eurotiomycetes; Chaetothyriales; Cyphellophoraceae. Gene Ontology annotation, cellular component: cytoplasm; nucleus.
AUGGCCUCAUCAUCGUCCAAUGUUGUCGGCGUGCAUUAUCGCGUUGGCAAGAAGAUCGGCGAGGGUUCCUUCGGUGUCAUUUUUGAGGGCACCAACCUUCUCAAUAAUCAACAAGUUGCCAUCAAGUUUGAACCACGGAAAAGUGACGCCCCCCAACUACGAGAUGAAUACCGAACAUACAAGAUAUUGGUCGGCUGUCCCGGUAUUCCUAACGUCUAUUAUUUCGGCCAGGAAGGCCUCCACAACAUCCUCGUCAUCGACCUGCUGGGUCCCAGCUUGGAAGACCUCUUCGAUCAUUGCAACAGACGCUUCUCAAUAAAGACUGUGGUCAUGGUGGCCAAGCAGAUGCUCUCUCGCGUUCAAACCAUCCAUGAAAAGAAUCUCAUCUACCGGGAUAUCAAACCCGAUAACUUUCUCAUCGGUCGUCCCAACUCCAAAGCUGCCAAUGUUAUUCACGUUGUUGAUUUUGGCAUGGCCAAGCAGUACCGCGACCCCAAGACGAAACAGCAUAUUCCUUAUCGUGAACGGAAGUCCUUGUCUGGCACCGCCAGAUACAUGAGUAUCAACACUCACCUGGGGCGCGAACAGUCUCGCCGCGAUGACCUCGAGGCUCUUGGCCACGUCUUUAUGUAUUUCCUCCGAGGUGGGCUACCAUGGCAGGGUCUGAAAGCUGCGACCAACAAGCAGAAGUAUGAGAAGAUUGGCGAGAAGAAGCAGACAACCGCCAUUAAAGACCUUUGCGAGAGCUUUCCCGAGGAAUUCAACAAGUAUCUCAGCUACGUUCGGAACCUGGGUUUCGAGGACACUCCCGACUACGACUUCCUUCGCGACCUCUUCACCCAGGCUUUGAAGAAUACAGGCGAGGUUGAGGAUGGCGAGUAUGACUGGAUGAAGCUCAACGGUGGUCGUGGCUGGGAGGCGGUAAAGUCGCAUCCAUCGGCUCACCAGCUUCACAAUGCCAAUGCGCCCCAGGAUGCAUCGGCACGGGCUCUACACGGUGCGGCUGGCGUUCGGGGGGACGGGCGAGGCUCAAGAGACCGCGGACCGAUCCCACAGGACCGUUUAAACGCGGCACAACCCCCGACGCCGGGCUCGCCAGCAAAGCCCGGAGCCGCAGUUCGGGGGAAUCCGCGCGACCGUACAAGCGCUGGAAACAAUCUUCCCAAACGAAGUAGCGGACUUGCUGGACAGAUGGAUACACCGCCAACGAGCACGCAGGCACAGUUCCAAAACAGUAACGCCAACCUCACCACUCAACGGCCAAGUCCGGCGGCUGGAGCAUUACAGAGCAGCCAACGGCCUCAGCAACAGGAACAGCAGCCUGGAUUCAUGAGCAAGCUGAUGAAGACGCUCUGCUGUGGCUCAUGA